GGCCCCUCCGACGCGCUCCUCGUGAUCGACGUCCAGUGCGACUUCUGCGCCGGUGGCGCGCUCGAGGUACCGGGCGGAGACGACGUCGUGCCCCUGUGCAACGCGCUGAUACGCGCGUUUAAACGCGAUCGCGUCGUGUACUCCCAAGACUGGCACCCGCCCGCGCACUCGUCGUUCGCGAGCGCGCAUCCAGGGCGCGCGCCGUUCGAGACGAUCGACGCGCCGUACGGCGCGCAGACGCUGUGGCCGGAUCACUGCGUGCGAGGCACGCGCGGCGCGAGCUUCCACCCGAAGCUCAUCGUGGACUGGGGCGAGGAGAGCGAGGAGAGCGGGCUCGGGCCGUGGGUCGUGCGGAAAGGGUUCAGACCGUCCGUAGACUCGUACUCGGCGUUUUACGAAAACGAUCGGUCCACGUCAACGGGGUUGGCGGAGCAUCUGAAGUCCAUCGGCGUUCGAAGGGUGUUCGUGUGCGGCCUCGCGCUCGAUUACUGCGUGCGGUUCACCGCGCUGGACGCGCGGACGGCCGGGUUCGCGACGGUGCUCGUUUGCGACGCGACGCGCGCGGUG
Messenger RNA from Micromonas pusilla CCMP1545, 567 nucleotides. RefSeq lists its product as uncharacterized. Gene Ontology annotation, molecular function: hydrolase activity, acting on carbon-nitrogen (but not peptide) bonds, in linear amides. The record is from RefSeq and is a predicted model, not a curated record. The transcript has a single exon. Lineage: Eukaryota; Viridiplantae; Chlorophyta; Mamiellophyceae; Mamiellales; Mamiellaceae. The annotation marks the transcript as partial.